GAUACCUACUUAAAAUUAAUUAUUACUGUGUAGAUGGACGACAAUCAGCACAUGAGAAAUGAAUCCUUGUGUAAAGUUUGCGGGGAUAAAGCUUCCGGAAAACAUUAUGGAGUGGCUAGUUGCGAUGGUUGUAGGGGUUUCUUCAAACGAAGCAUUCGAAGGAAUUUGGAAUAUGUUUGUAAAGAAAAUGGAAGAUGUAUUGUUGAUGUUACAAGAAGAAAUCAAUGCCAAGCGUGUAGAUUUAGAAAAUGUCUUCAAGUCAAUAUGAAAAGAGAUGCGGUUCAACACGAAAGAGCACCACGAUCCAUACAAAGUACAUUGAGCGUGCAUUAUCCGUUGGGUUUGGGGCCGUCGAGAUACCACCGAGAAUUUCAUCACGGCGGACCGUUUUUGACGACAAAUUUACCUUUAGGCGCCGCCGCGACGCUUGAUCCAUCUACAGGCAUCGGCAUCGCCGCCGCCGCAAAUCCGUACGUUCAACAUGCUGGUUUACUUUAUCCAGCUGCGGUGUUCGGAGGAUUUAAUAAACCGUUAUGUUUUGCAAAUAAUACACAUUUAGCUCAAAAACCAUCGACUUUUUUAACCGCCGUUAACAUGACUUCUCGCCAAGGAAGUCUUAUUAAGGAUGAUGAAGUUAGUAGUAGUGAAGAAAGUUUUAAAAGAAAUGAUCAAGAAGAAAAAGAAAUAAGAAAACCUCUUCACCUUCCAUCAGUUUCUUUAUUCCCGGCCGAAAAUGUUUAUGAAUCAGCAGCAAAAUUAUUAUUUUUAGCAAUAAAAUGGGCCAGAACGAUACCUUCAUUUUUACAAUUAUCAUAUCGAGAUCAAUCUGUUUUAUUAGAAGAAAGUUGGAGUGAAUUAUUCGUUUUAACAGCAGCUCAGUGGGCUUUACCUGUAGAUGAAGCUUUGUUGGUGAGUAAUGCAAUGGCUCCAACGACGAGACAUUCGGCUUUAGAAGAAGACGCGAGAAAGCUCCGAGAAAUAAUCUCAAGAUUGACUCUUUUAAGAGUGGAUCAUACCGAAUACGCUUGUUUGAAAGCUCUCGUUCUUUUUAAAGCGGAAUGCCGAGGUCUCUGCGAACCUACUCACGUCGAACUUCUUCAAGACCAAACUCACGUUAUGUUACACGAAUAUUGCGGGCAGAGUAAAAGUUCGCACAAAGGAAGAUUUGGAAAAUUAUUGCUAACUUUACCGGCUGUUCAAGCGGUUGGUAAACAAGGAUUGGAAGAGUUACUUUUUAGACAAACCGUUGGGGAUGUUGCAAUCGAUAAAUUAUUAGGUGAUUUAGCUAAGGUUGCUAAUAAUUAAAAUUAUGUUUGAUUUUUAUUGUAUUAAUGUCGCAGUAAUAAAGAAAAAUGCGUAAAAAUUA
Messenger RNA from Onthophagus taurus, 1366 nucleotides. The record is from RefSeq and is a predicted model, not a curated record. NCBI's taxonomy places the organism in Eukaryota, Metazoa, Arthropoda, Insecta, Coleoptera, Scarabaeidae.